AUGUUUAGCGAAUUAGCGAAGGAGAUGGAAAACGCAGCUCCGGGAGUGAAGGUGGGUCGGGUCAUGACUCAGGUUUUCGUUCUGAUGUUCCUUCUUCAAUGUGUUCAUUCCCGAACGUCACGUUCUUCUUAUUGCAGAAACAAGCUAAACAUCAUUAAACCGGGACAAAAGCUCGCACCUCCCUCAGUUACGCUAAACAAUAUUGCUCCUAACCAGGUGGUCGUUGAUAACGGUAUCAUCCAAGUUACAUUCUCGAGUCCACAAGGCUUAAUAACCGGAAUCAAGUACAAGGGCUUCGCCAAUGUGUUGAACGACGAAAUUGAUCGUCGCGGAUUCGAUUUUAUGGCUGUAUCAGAUGAUCGGCAGAAAAUAAUGCCUUCUGCAGCAGAUCGAGACAUCACCGAUGGUGCUGCAAGUCCAUUAGCUUACAAAGAAGCUGUUCAUUUGAUAAAUCCAGGAAAUCCUAUACUUAAAGGACAGGUUGACGAUAAGUAUAUGUACUCAAUGGAAGACGGAGACAACAAAGUACAUGGUUGGAUUUCUUCGGACCAACGUGUCGGCUUUUGGAUGAUUACUCCCAGCGAUGAGUUCCGUGUCUGUGGGCCCAUCAAACAAGAUCUCACCUCUCAUGUGGGACCCACCACCCUCUCAGUCAGUCCCACCUCUCUGAACAAAUUCUUUUGA
Molecule: messenger RNA, 684 nt
Organism: Microthlaspi erraticum
Lineage: Eukaryota; Viridiplantae; Streptophyta; Magnoliopsida; Brassicales; Brassicaceae
Source: the annotation of a GenBank genome assembly